AGACGUGUUGUUGAAGUGCGUAAAAUAGUUUAUCAGCUGUGAGCAUUGAACUUAUAAAACUAUCAAUAAACAUAUUUUAAAUUAAAGAAACGUUUAUUUAAACAAAUAUAUUACAUUAUUAAGUUACAAAUAGUUCAAGCUAUCUCCAAUUCAACCAAAAUGGCGAUACGCACCAAAGACCAACUGGCUGUACUAUUGAAGCUAAUUGAAGUCAACAAAAUUGGUUUAACACGCAGAAACUUGAGCAUCAGGCAACGUAUAUGGCAGGUUAUAACACAAAAGCUCAAUGAAAUGCAAGGUGCCGAGAAGGACGUUGAAGGUUGGAAGCGGAGUUACAAUUCUUGGCGUUUGAACGCUGGAAAAUAUCAUGAGGAAGAGAAGGAGCGCAUUAUCAAAGAUGUUGCGGAUGAUGACUAUUUCAUUAUAAAUGUCACCGAAGAUGAUAUGGCUAGUGAUACGACUUACGAUGAGACUGCUACAUACCUAGAUCCCAAAGACCGUCAGUUAACGCUCUUGCACGAACUGGUUAGUAAGCAAAGACUCUUAUUUAUCAACACUGCUGAAGAUGACGAACCACUAAGACAGCGGCUGUGGCAAAAUAUAGCAGAUGAGUUGAAUAGCAUACCAGAUGGCGUUAAAUUGCCCAAGGAAGAGUGGCAAAAGCACGUUGAUUUGCGUCAGUACACUGUGCCGCGUGGAAGGAAGCGGAAACACUUUCGAAAGCCAGCAGCAAAAGACAAAAACAAUGAGCAGCUCGAUGUCUUAGAAACUGCAAACAAAACACCCGCUUCCUACGAGAGCGCUUAUGAAGAGUAUAUAGUUGAAGAUUUCCCAAUUAUGGACAAACCAUGCACAACAACAACAACAGAAGAACAACAUAAACAAAAGGACGUGCAUGUGCAUGACGUCUUCGCUGAAAUUGACGAUACUGACGACAACACUGAUGAUAUUAUAAAUCUACUAAAUGAGCAUGACGAUAGCAAUAAUGCGAGUGAGAGUUUUCCUUUUGACAUUGAUGAUGUCGAGGGAGAUGACUUCCUUGACAAUGCGGAAAGUGUGAAUAACGCAACAGCAGAUUAUGACGCAGGCAAGAGCAAACGUGCCAGAUUAACACCAAUCGUUAAAUCCUUUAAAUUCUCAAAUCGCAUAGUCAACGCUGUGGAGCAAUUAAAGGAUGACGUCAAAGAAACCAAAGAUAUGCUGAAGCAGACGACAAACCUGCUGAAUCGUAUGUGCAAUAUUAUGGAAGAACGUAAUAAGAAACAAGAUGAGACAAAUGCGCUGCUAAAACGCAAUGGACAAAUGCUAAAGAUACUGGUGGAAUAUAAGUGUGGCAUGCGUGGCAAGGCGAAAAAGUGAGGUGUGUGUGUGAAAUUAAAUGAAGUUAAGGGAAAAGUGCAAAGAAAGUAAUAAAUAUUUAUGAAGUGUGUAAA
Molecule: messenger RNA, 1433 nt
Organism: Zeugodacus cucurbitae (melon fly)
Lineage: Eukaryota; Metazoa; Arthropoda; Insecta; Diptera; Tephritidae
Exons: 7
Coding region: 160-1359 (399 amino acids)
Source: RefSeq, a predicted model, not a curated record